AUGUCCGCCUCUAACCAGCCCAAGAAUGCGACUGCUCGCAAGGACGACUUCGUCCAGCGUGGCAUGAAAGGGCCCAACCGCCUUGGCAACACCAUUUUCUUCGUCUCGCGACUUGUCGAUCCAUUCUUGCAAUACAGCAUCCUGGGCAAUGGCCUUGCCAAUGGACUGAUCUCAAGACUCGGCGGCACUGUUCUGCCACAAGGCCCGCCACUGCUCACGAACACCUUCUCCGAUCGAUUGGGACUAUCGCCUUACCGAAGCAUUCUGCUUGCCAUGAGCAUCGGCAGUAUGGCGAAGCAAAACUUCCAUCUAACGACAAUCAUGCAAGAACAACUGAAGCCAAGUUCUGCCCUUGCUAUUGGCAUCGUAAAUGCUGUCUUCAACUCGAUCAACAGCUUGCUAUUCCUCACAGCCCAAACUUCCGCAAGCGUCAACGGCGAGCAUUUUCCGCAGACACCACUGAUCGUUGGUACAGUCCUCUAUGCGGUUGGGCUAUUUAUCGAAUGGUUCUCUGAACUUCAGAGACACCAAUUCAAGAAGAACUCAGCAAACAAGGGAAAGGUGUACCAAGGGGGUCUUUUCAGUUUGUCGAGACACAUUAACUACUUCGGCUACAUGAUGUGGCGUAGCGGCUAUGCUCUCGCUGGUGGUGGGUGGGUUUGGGGUGCAGUUGUAGCUGCGUCUCUCACGUAUUCGUUCACCCGGCUCUCGAUUCCGGAUUUACAGAGCUACAUGGAAGAGCGGUAUGGUGAGCAGUAUCAAGCGUACGAGCAAAGAGUGCCCUACAAGUUUAUUCCUUAUUUUGUUUGA
This is a messenger RNA of Recurvomyces mirabilis, 810 nucleotides long. RefSeq lists its product as uncharacterized. The coding region runs from base 1 to 810 and encodes 269 amino acids. The transcript has 2 exons. The record is from RefSeq and is a predicted model, not a curated record. Gene Ontology annotation, biological process: lipid metabolic process. NCBI's taxonomy places the organism in Eukaryota, Fungi, Ascomycota, Dothideomycetes, Mycosphaerellales, Teratosphaeriaceae. Gene Ontology annotation, molecular function: oxidoreductase activity, acting on the CH-CH group of donors. Gene Ontology annotation, cellular component: membrane.